This is a messenger RNA of Symsagittifera roscoffensis, 654 nucleotides long. RefSeq lists its product as uncharacterized. Lineage: Eukaryota; Metazoa; Xenacoelomorpha; Acoela; Convolutidae. The record is from RefSeq and is a predicted model, not a curated record. The transcript has a single exon. The coding region runs from base 1 to 654 and encodes 217 amino acids.
AUGGAGCAUUUAACAGACCUCAACGAUUGGAUAGACAAGAGAAGCCAAUUCAACGACAUCUGCCUGCCCCGGAUUUACUUCAAAGCAGAAACGAAGAUACUGGAAGCCCAACUCCAUGUAUUCAGCGACGCCUCCGAACUUGCCUUAGCAUCAGUUGCUUACCUCAGAAUCAGAUACGACGACGACACAACGGAACUCAAGUUCGUCAUUGGAAAAGCCCGAGUAGCACCCAUCAGCAGAAUGACAAUUCCAAAUCUCGAGCUUCAAGCCGCCACUAACGGAGCUAAACUGUCUCGUUUCAUCAAAGAACAACAUGACAUACGAAUGUACAGUACGACACUAUGGACAGAUAGUACAACAGUUCUUCAUUGGAUAAACUCGCCGAAUCAACGACACCGGAUCUUCAUUGCCAACCGACUGAAUUUCAUCAUGGACUCAACAUCUUCACUGGACUGGAGAUACGUGCCCAGCAAAGACAACCCUGCAGACUACGGAACACGUGGUUACAAAGCAUGUGACAUGACUACCGAUUCACGAUGGAUCAAAGGACCAGACUUCUUGUUAAGACCAUCAUCAGAUUGGCCUAAUCAUCCGCCAACACAACCUACAGCCGAUAUCAUCCGCCAACACAACCUACAGCCGAUAUUCAUCUGA